This is a messenger RNA of Debaryomyces hansenii CBS767, 2655 nucleotides long. RefSeq names its product DNA-dependent ATPase (gene RDH54). Gene Ontology annotation, cellular component: nucleus. The record is from RefSeq and is a predicted model, not a curated record. Gene Ontology annotation, molecular function: DNA translocase activity; ATP binding; ATP-dependent chromatin remodeler activity. Bases 1 to 2655 code for a protein of 884 amino acids. Gene Ontology annotation, biological process: double-strand break repair via homologous recombination; reciprocal meiotic recombination. The transcript has a single exon. NCBI's taxonomy places the organism in Eukaryota, Fungi, Ascomycota, Pichiomycetes, Serinales, Debaryomycetaceae.
AUGUAUAAAUCAGGAUUAAGAGCAGCAUUCAAGCCACCACGGCGUAUUGAUCUGUCUCAAUCGUCAUUAGACGCGAAAUCAAGCUCUCCUGCCCCAAUUAAUCAAUGUGUUGAUGCCAAAGUAUCGCAAGAUAAAGAAGCCAGUCCUUAUCGCGCAGCAUCCAGCGAGCUGAGCCGCCAGGCAUAUAAAAGGCCGAAAAUUGGCUCAAAUGUCAUGAAAGCUGAAGACUCGCCCAGUGUUUUAGCGCCUGGUCCCAAAGAUGAGGAAUCGGUAAGGAUGUAUAUGGUUCAAUGGAGAAAGUUCACCAAUAAGAAGAAUAAAACGUGGGAUGGAGAUGGCUUAAUAGUCGUCAGUAGUUCGGGUAUUACAUUCAAAUGCGAUGUCAAAGGCAAUGGAAAUUAUAAGCAAAUGGGGAAAACGUCGAAGACCAAGACUGAGGGAAUCAUCGCAUUAGGGUCCUACGAACUAGAAAUAGAUUACGAGAUUGCAGACAAAACAACCCUAAACAAUUCCCAAGACGUAGGUCAAGAAAAUAAAGUUCCCCUGCAUCAUAUUCCAGCGCCGCCUAGAAACCAGUUUAAGAAGGUAGUCCCCCUAGGAAUAUCGAAUGCACAGAGUACUGCUAGAGUUUCAACGAGCAACCGAAACCCUCUUUAUGAUCCUGACGCAGAGCAUUCUCUUAUUAUGACCAGACCACCCAAUAAAACGCGUGAAGAAACUAUUGAUGUGGUAGUCGACCCUGUUCUUUCAAGAUUGCUAAGACCCCACCAACGUGAAGCAGUUUCUUUCGUCUACGAGUGCUUAAUGGGAUUCAAGAAUUUCAAAGGAAAUGGUGCUUUACUCGCUGACGAAAUGGGUUUGGGAAAAACCCUUACCACAAUUACACUCAUAUGGACCCUACUAAAACAAACCCCUUAUUCUGAAGAUAUAUCUCCAAUUUGUAAGAAGGUAUUAAUUACUUGUCCUGUCACAUUAAUUGGUAACUGGAAAAAAGAAUUCAAGAAGUGGUUAAACAUCAAUAGGAUUGGUGUUCUCACUGUAAACAAUAAACAAAAUGCAAGCAAGGAUAAACAGGAAAUUAAAAGUUUUGGUAAGACUAGAAUAUAUCAAGUCUUAAUAAUGAGCUACGAAAAGGUCUUAUCAUGUCAAAAUGAAUUAUCAACUAUCGACUUUGAUAUGCUAGUCUGUGAUGAAGGUCACAGGCUUAAGAAUAGCUCGAAUAAGGUUUUGAAAGUCCUUAAUGACAUGAAUAUAUCAAAAAAGGUUUUGCUUACAGGAACGCCAAUACAGAAUGAUUUGGUAGAAUUUUAUAAUAUUAUAAAUUUUAUAAACCCUUCUGUAUUGGGUUCGUUCCAAUCUUUCCAAAAGGAUUUCAUUAAGCCAAUUCUCAGAUCAAGAGAAGUAAACUGUAUUAAUAAAGAUACAAUAAAACGAGGAGAAAUCAAAUCUAACGAGCUAAUCGAACUAACUAAAGAGUUUACAUUGCGUCGUACUAGUAGUAUUCUUUCGGGUUAUUUGACAGAAAAGACUGAUAUCAUUUUAUUUUGUCCGCCCACUGAACUUCAGAUAGCGUUAUUUAAAUUUGUAUUGGAUUCUAAGAAAUUUAAUGCAUUGCUAAGAGAAGAUAAUAACUCGUUGACUUUGAUAACUUUGUUCAAGAAAAUUUGCAAUUCUCCGAGUUUAUUGUUUCAAGAUAAACUAUUUAACUCGUUAAUAGAGAAUGAACACGAUUCUACUAUUGAUUUAACCACGUUGUCGAAAAAGACUGCAAGUAGCAAAGUCAACAUUCUAAUACCUUUACUAAUUGAGAUUAAUCAGAUUGGUGAUAAGACAGUACUUAUAUCUAAUUAUACACAAACUUUAGAUUUACUUGAAACUAUUUUACACAAGCUAAAUAUAUCAUUCCUGAGACUAGAUGGCUCAACUCCAAAUAAAUUACGGGAUAAGCUAGUUAAUGAUUUCAAUAAGCAACCUGUACUGACGAAUUCAGUUUUCUUAUUAUCCGCAAAGUCUGGGGGAGUAGGAUUGAACUUAAUCGGAGCAUCAAGACUAAUUCUUUUUGAUAAUGAUUGGAACCCAUCGAUUGAUUUACAGGCAAUGGCACGGAUCCAUCGAGAUGGACAAACAAAGCCUGUAUUUAUUUAUAGAAUUAUGACCACAGGUUGUAUCGAUGAAAAAAUCUUCCAACGUCAAAUGAUGAAGAAUAACCUAAGUGAUAAAUUCUUGGAUAACAAAACCGAUUCAAAACUGAAUUUAUUUGAUAUGAAUGACUUGAAAGAUUUAUUCACAGUUAAUGAAGAAACGUUAUCUAACACGCAUGAUUUAUUGCAAUGUGACUGUUCUGGCAUAGGAGAAGAUAUCAAUCCUCUUUCAAUUGAUAUUGAUUCGGACGAUGCCGAUGAAGAAACUAAUAACCCUGGAGGCUGGAUUACAGCAUUGGAUUAUAAACAAGAAGAUCAAAAACCGAAAAGGCAGCAGGCUAGUAUGAUCAAUGCUUUAAUUGAUUAUAAGCAUUAUAAUCCUGUUAAUGUAUCUGAGCAGCUAGAUUGUGGUGACAUGGUUACAAAAAAUAUAAUUCAGAAGUCAAAGGAGAGAUCAAUGCCAAUACCAAUUACAUAUAUGCUUACUAAAGUUACAAAUUGCACAUCAGUAUAG